CCAAAACAAAGACCACGGCUCGCAACAUCUAAACUUAUUCAUCACCGACGCCAUGUCUACAAUCGCUAAUCUGUUCAAAUGCUGGGUCAACGCUUUCUUCUGCGACCACAGCUCCAAGCCUCCAAAUGCGCUCGGUCCCACGGAAUCUUCGCCCACGCACGCUGAAUCAGUUGCCGAUUCCGACCACGAGCGGGCAUCCGCCGUAGACACCUCCCGCCAGCCCUCCAGACCCAACGGUUCUAUCGGCACUAUCACUCCUUCAUCAUCUCAGUGUUCGCGUUUGGCGCUGUCCACAGCACCGCCGCCGCUCAAAGCAACCAAAGACGCGCCGAGAGAACCUGGGUUACUUAGACGUUCCCGCCGUCUCCAAAACAUGCGCUCAAGCACCGGCUAUAGCUCUGAUACGUCUGACGAGACACCCAUUCUCUCGAAACCAUCCUUCCACCGCCGGCCUGCUCACUCGCACCAGCGUGCCUGCGUUGAUCCUGUUCCCGCAAAGAGAAAACCCGCCGCGCCCAUCUCCGAAGAUACCUCUGAGACCUCCGAACCCGGCCAGCCUGGAGAAACUUGCUCACGCCGAAGUGACCGUCCUAGCACUGUGCUAGAGAAGUCGACCCAAUGCGCUGCUCCCGUUCCUAAGGACAUUUCCGCCUCAAAGGCUUCAGAAAAGAAGGGGACUCGCUCGCACUGGCACACUCGCUCCGCUUCAAUGUCUGUGAAGGCUAAGCAGCGCCCUACCCGCGUUUCUGAAGAUUCUACCAACGUCUCGGAGCCCGAAGGAACGCUCUCCUGCCAACAUACCCGUCCUACUCCAGCGUCCCCAAAGUCAAUAAAACGCCCCGCCCCCUCCACCUCCACCUCCGAAACCUCAGGCCUGACAACCAUCAACUCAGCCCAAGAACCCCCAGCGCCCACCCCCGAACCGCGCCGCUCCCCCCGCAAACGCACCAAACACAACAACCCUUCAAAGCCUCGAUCACGAACCCCGCUAAACAUCUACCGCGGCGACCCAUCCACCCUAAAUCCCGCCCAAAUCACCUUCCCCAUCCACCUCCCGUGCCCAGGCGAGCCGGGCAGCUACCGCCGCAUCAACAGCGCCGCCAGCCUCGCCGACUAUCUGCCCGAACCACAGCCUAAACCACCAACUCCCGCCGACUCCCCAGCGCCCGUCCGCAUCCCUCCGCUGCCGGCCCGGCCGGUUCCCACGAGCCCGACGCUGCCGCAUCUGCGGCACGAGAUUGCGGCUCUGGAUCUCAGGUUCACGCAGCAGAUUUUCCUGGUGGAGAACGUCGCGGCGGUGCUUGUGAGGCGGCGGGUGCAGUAUACGGGGGAGGCGGGGACGGAGUGGGCGGUUGGGGAGGUGGAGAAGCUGGCGGCGGAGUGGGAGGCUAGUUACCAGGAGGGGCGGAAGAGGUUUUUGGGGGGAUUAGCGGAGCUGGGGCUUGUGCCGGGGGAGGUCAGGGAGGAUGAGGUGGCGGGAGUUGUGAGGAGGGCGGGGAUGUAG
Mytilinidion resinicola is the source of this 1504-nucleotide messenger RNA. RefSeq lists its product as uncharacterized. The record is from RefSeq and is a predicted model, not a curated record. NCBI's taxonomy places the organism in Eukaryota, Fungi, Ascomycota, Dothideomycetes, Mytilinidiales, Mytilinidiaceae. The coding region runs from base 53 to 1504 and encodes 483 amino acids. The transcript has 2 exons.